This is a messenger RNA of Mercenaria mercenaria, 4609 nucleotides long. RefSeq names its product arginine and glutamate-rich protein 1-like. The coding region runs from base 85 to 840 and encodes 251 amino acids. The transcript has 5 exons. Gene Ontology annotation, molecular function: cadherin binding. Lineage: Eukaryota; Metazoa; Mollusca; Bivalvia; Venerida; Veneridae. The record is from RefSeq and is a predicted model, not a curated record. Gene Ontology annotation, cellular component: nucleoplasm; mitochondrion.
CCAUGACGUCAUUAGUCUCGGCCAUUUUUACGGAGGAAAACGUCUGAGUUUUACUAGAUUGAAAUAAUUUAGUAUAUUUACAAGAUGGGACGAUCGCGGAGUAGAAGUCGAUCUGCGAGUAGGGCAAGUAAAUCUACAUCGAAGCAUCGCAGUAAACAUAAAAAGCGCAGGACCAGAUCUAGGUCAACGUCCCGCGACAAAAACCACAGACACAGUCGAGUUCGUUCACGAUCGAGGGACAGAGAAAGGAAACGCAGACACCGUUCUUUGUCAUCAAGCAGUUCUAGUAGUGAUGAUGAUCUGAUACUACGAGCAAAACGCAGGGAAGAAGAGGAGAAGAAACUAGAAUUGGAGCGCCAAAGGCUGCAAAAACAGAAGGAGCUUGAGGAGAAGUUGAUUGAGGAAGAAGUAGCUCGCCGCGUUGAGGAACUUGUUGCCAAACGAGUUGCUGAGGAACUUGAAAAGCGCAAGGAUGAGAUUGAGGCAGAAGUGAAGAGACGUGUGGAAGAAGCGAAACAAAUUAUGGAGAAACAGAUGUUACAGGAAUUAGAGCAACAAAGAGCAGCAGAAAUAGAGUCUCAGAAACGAAAGGAGGAGGAGGAAAGACAGAAACGGUUGGAGCUAGAGAGGAUAAUGUUGGAAAACAACAAGAAAAUAGAAGAAGCUCAGCGAAAAUUGGCUGAGGAACAGCUGAAAUUGGUAGAAGAUCAGCGUAAAAUGCUUGAAGAAAAGCAACAGCUAGAAGAUAAAAGACGCCACGAAACAAAACGUGAACAGGAAGUUAUUCUUAACAAGAAAAACGCGAGACCCAAAUUGUCUUUUAGUAUAGGCGGCAGAUGAUCAGUGUUGUGUUUAUUUAGCUGGAAUUAAAAUUUAUCAGUCCUGGAUAUGUGCAAAAUUAAUUAAGAUUCCAGGUUGGUGAAAGAAGUGAAUAUUUAAAGAGUCAAGGUACUCCCGGCUCAAGUGUCUACAAAUCAAUAGGGCAGUAUUACUUGUGUUGAUAAAUCUUGCUACAUCAGUCUGGAAUGUAUGUGAUGUAAAGUGCAAGCUGUGAAAGUCAGUUAGCAGUAAAUGAUAGUGAAGGUUUUUUUUUGAUUGAGUUCCCAUAUAUUCAGGUGAGCUGUGCUCUGAAUCAACAGCGAAAAUGUCGUGAUGGAUUUGUACAUGUCUGCUUACUUCAACCGGUGGGGAAAUGUGCUAGCCUUGGAUGUGAUGAAUAGUCAUGACAUUUUUCAGUGAAUCUCUACAUACACCCGAAGCUAUAUGUAUUCUGUCAAGGAAACUUGAGGUUGGGAUUUAAAUUGAAGUUGGAACUCGAGGUUUGGACAGUAACUUGAGGUUGGUUCAAGUCCUUGUAACACCUUGCUCAGGGGAUAGGUUAAGGUAACAUCGCUAUAAGACCACUUUAUCAGGGAGACAUUUUCAAUUGAAAUGUUAAUAACAAUUUUUGCUUUUACUUUUUUCCUUCAGACCACAAUUUUUUUUUGCAUUGCUUUGAAAUUGAAAUAUGUAAAUUCAAUAAGUUUGAUGAAUUAGUACAGAAUUAAUUAUUAAAAUGAUAUCUUUUCCCGGGUUUAUGCCAGUAAAAACAUGACAAAAUUACACACAAACUAAAUAAAGUUUGAAGGUAAGUAUUUCGGUAAAGCAUACUUCUUCCUUUUUUACGCCUGUCUAAGCCGCCAAAGUUCUGAUUUAAUUUACUGAGAAAGUAAUGAAUGAUUUUGGUCGUUCUGUAGUUUCAAUUUUGAUAUUGCCCAGAGUUGACAUCCAGUAAACUGUCAGGUACAUAAGUACAUAAACAUUACCCUUAUACAAUCUUAUCUUACAAUUUAAUUGUUAAUGUUUUGUUAAAAUCUGUCAAUGAAAUUUAUGUAUUUUCAUUUAUAUGUUUUAAACUGUGCUACUUUUUUAUGAGACUGUAUGCGAUAACAGUUGAGUGUAUGUUUGAUCAUGAUUUUGAGUAAUAGAUUUAUUUGUUCCAUAUAUAUAGAUUACUUUCGGUGCUCCAGAUAUGCAGUUGAUAACUUAAGUUGUCGGUCUAAAUUGUUUUCAUUGACGGACGUAAAAGUUUUUAACCCUUACCCUGCUGAAUUUUCUAUUAUGAACUUAACGAUCUUUCAAUUUGGACAUCACCAUUAACUAUUAAUAGGGGUGCUUCCAAAAAAAUUUACUGACUGAAUGGCAAACCGUACAGAUCUUGAUCAGACUGCAUGGAUAUACAGGCUGAACAUGAUCUACUCUGUUUGCAAAGACAGAAUCAGUGGGGUCUGGCAUGAUAAGGGUUAACUUGCACGUUAGUUUUCAGCCGAGAAAGUAAAUUUCAAAAUUGCUAAAAUUUACAAGAAUGCAUUUAUUUUGAUACAUGGAAUUUUAGAAUUGUCUUUGGAAGGGAGAAUAGAUUUUUAUUUCGGUAUUUGUACAUAAAGUUUAGAAAUCUGGAGUGUUGAGUCUAUAAAUAUACUUUCAGAUACAUUUGUUUGGAGUGGUAAGUAUGUAAGGAAAAUGAGCAAAGAAGCAGUAAAUCGUGUAUGAUUGUCAAAUUAUUUAACAUGUUCGGAUAGUUUGUUUACUAACAUGGGCAGGACAAUGAAAUUGUUUCCCAGUUUUAAAAGAUUUUUAGCUCGACUAUUCAUAGAAUAGUAGAGCUAUUGGACUCGCCCAUGCGUCGGCGUCCGCGUCCGCGUCCGCGUCCCGAUUUGGUUAAGUUUUUGUAUGUAAGCUGGUAUCUCAGCAACCACUUGUGGGAAUGGAUUGAAACUUCACACACUUAUUCACUGUGAUAAACUGACUUACAUUGCACAGGUUCCAUAACUCUGUUUUGCUUUUUUACAAAAUUAUGCCCCUUUUUUAACUUAGAAAUUUUUGGUUAAGGUUUUGUAUGUAAGCUGGUAUCUCAGUAACCACUUGUGGGAAUGGAUUGAAACUUCACACACUUAUUUACUGUGAUAAACUGACUUACAUUGCACAGGUUCCAUAAUUUUAUUUUGCUUUUUUACAAAUUAUGCCCCUUUUUCGACUUAGAAUUUUUUGGUUAAGUUUUGUAUGUAAGCUGGUAUCUCAGUACUCACUAAUGGGAAUGGAUUGAAACUUCACACACUUGUUCACUGUCAUGAUCUGACAUGCACAAAGCAGGUCCCAUAACUUUAUUUUGCUUUUUUACAAAAUUAUGCCCCUUUUUCAACAUAGAAAUUUUUGGUUAAGUUUUUGUAUGUAAGCUGGUAUCUCAGUAUCCACUAAUGGGAAAGGAUUGAAACUUCACACACUAGUUCACUGUCAUGAUAUGACAUGCAGUGCAAAGGAUCAAUAACUCAACUUUGCUUUUUACAAAAUUAUGCCUCUUUUUCAACUUAGGAGUUUUUGGGUUAAAUUCUUAUAUGUAAGCUGGUAUCUCAGUACCCACUAAUGGGAAUGGAUUGAAACUUCAUACACUUGUCCACUGUCAUGAGCUGAUAAGCACUUUGCAGGUUCCAUAACCCUAUUUUACUUUUUUACUAAAUUAUGCCCCUUUUUCGACUUUCUUAUUCAUUCAAGCGACAAGGCUGUUAAAUAGUCGAGCGUUGCUGUCCUCCGACAGCUCUUGUUUUUUGUGUCAGAAAUUUAGUUUUUUAAAAAAACAAGGGUUGAGUGUGAAUUGUCAGUGAUUGAGAGGUCUUUUGUGUAGAUUAAAAGCUUUCAUCCAUUCAUACUGAAUUUUUUGACAGACUAUUGUGCAUAUGCCAUUCACUAGUUGUUGAUAAACAAAUAUUGUUACUGUUACUAAAAAAAAAAAUAGGAAAGGAAAUAAAAAAAAUUUAACAGCAAAAGAGUGGUUGAUUUUUUUUUCACAGAUGGUAUUUCCUAACAUUUAUGAUUAGACAGUGUCUGUGUUUGAAAAAAAAAGUUUAAUUUAAAAGAUAUCAGUUUUACAUUUUUAAACUGGAUGUAUAUUAUUUUUUCUGACAUUAUUCCAGUUAAUUGAUAUCAAACAAUGACAAUGAGGUAUUUCCAACACCUUAGUGUUCUACACAAAUAGUUGCGGGAGAAAAAAAGAGAACAUAUUUUGAUUUAAAACAUUGAACAUUUGCAGCGAGUUUGCUAGAAGGCCAUUAUUCAUAAAAUAAUUUGAAGUUGUGAGAGAAUCAAAACAUUUAUAUUCCCAUAGAGAUACAAAAUAUUCUAGGACGUUAAUAAUGAAUGAAUGUUUUUGUUUUCUGUGUGGUAUAAAUAAAAGAUAUGAUAUUGGGCUCUAUACAAAGAUAUUUAGAAAUCGGCUAUUUAUGAUAUUUAUUCAUAUAUGUAUUAGAGAAUUCUUUAUAAACCUCGUUUCAAACAUUCACAAGCCAUAUUAAUUGCUGAUAAACAAUGUUCAUUGCAUACAAAUGAUGACAUUUUGUACAUGGUCUUGCAUGUAUUUUUUGACUAUUUAUAUAUGCCCAUACCAUGUUUAUGAUUGCAUAGAUUUGUGUUGAAACUUUGUAUGUUAGACAAUUUUGUUCUCGUGUAUUAAUUAUAUGAUUUCUCCUAUGAAUUAUUAUAGACAAGACAUUUUGUGUUCAUGUAUAUGUGAUCACUGGUUAUAUUGUUUGUAUUUUAUGAAUGAAUAAAUCCAUCUUCAUUUUUAAAAAAAAAA